This is a messenger RNA of Drosophila ananassae, 415 nucleotides long. RefSeq lists its product as uncharacterized. The record is from RefSeq and is a predicted model, not a curated record. The transcript has 2 exons. NCBI's taxonomy places the organism in Eukaryota, Metazoa, Arthropoda, Insecta, Diptera, Drosophilidae. Bases 1 to 399 code for a protein of 132 amino acids.
AUGUCCGCGUACUCACUUUCUUUAUGGGUUGUGUUUCAACAAACUCUUAGUUUGGCGGUUGCUACAAGUCACAGUAUGGAAACAUUGAUGCAAAAGGUCCUGGAUGUGUACAGAGGAAACGGAAGCCUCAGCGAAGCAGAUGUUUCUAUGGUCAGCCAUAUCCUGUGCCCACUAUUACUCUUCUUCAUUUGGACGAUUUCCAUAUGUAUGAUGAUAUGUACCUGCCUGUACUGCAAUUGCGUAAAAUCGAAAGAGUUAAAAACCUACGACUCUAGUAGUUUUGAGCUGCAGGAGGUUCAUGUUUUGGAUCCAUCCGUCUACCACGUCAAAGACUGUGCCUGUUUGGGCUGCCUGCACCGGCAGCUGGCAAAUGAAAUUGAAAUUAAAAGUGAAAAAUAAUUAAGCUGCAACAAGU